UAAUGCUUUAGGGAUUCACACUGGAUAAAGUUCUGGAUGAAGUCAAGGCGAGGAAUUCCAUUUCAGGUGAAGACCUGCUUCUCUUGUCUCCUAAUAGUGUGUCCUUGGUAUCAGUAGAGGUAUCUUUGGUGAGACCCCAGACUCUGUUAAAUAUCUUUAAAGAUGGAACCAGAUGCUGAAGACCCAGACAUCAGUGACAACAUGGUUCCCUGGUCGGGGUCAGAUGGUUCCCAAGAACUUUACGUUUCUGAGUCCUAUGAUGAAGAUGAUGCUAGUGAGGAAGAGCACCCGGUAGACCCACAACCUGCUCAUGUCAAGUCUAACACUGAAUGUGGGGAGCACUGGGAAUCAGAAAGUGAGCAACAAUCCCUGCCCGAACUGAGCGGCAGCGAAGAGGACGUUUCCUACAGAGAGGACGAUGACAUCUACCUUAGUGAAUCAAGAGACAUUAGUGAAUCCCUGACAUCACUGUCCACACACCAAGAACACCCUGACCCCGAGUAUCUCACCACCCAGAUGUCACUCCCACACUCUCCAUCAUCUUCCUCUUCUUCCUCUCUUGGCUGUACUGCUGAAAUGACCCAGGCCUUGACCCUGACCACAGACGAACCACUGGGAGCCAGUAAUAGGCAGAGCCCAGGGACUGGGAACAGGAGGGUUGAAUCUUCAGAAGAAGGAGGGAGUAGUGAAGCGCCUCCUGCUUCUGUCUUCUUUGGAAUUUCAGAUGAGGGUGCUGAGCAGGCAGAGAAGUGGAACUCAGAGUCUGACACAGAUCUGUGCAGACCGGACAGGCACAGGGCAAGGUACACACGGCACAGUGAGAGCCUAUCAGAAAGACACGUCAAAGAAACUAAGUCCAAAUGUAAGCGCAUUGCUCUGCUUCUAACUGAUGCACCAAACCCUCAAAAUAAAGGCGCCUUACUGUUUAAAAAGCGCCGCCAAAGGGUCAAGAAGUACACACUCGUGAGCUACGGAACUGGUGAAAACCAACUUGACAACAAAGACCAAAUAGAAGAGGAAGCUGAAGAAGUUACCUCAGCUGCAUACAACUUGAUUGCAACAAGUGAUUCUGAGGUAGAAGAGGAGUACUCUGUUUAUCAUCAGCAGCAUCAUUUAAGGUUGAACUGGGAAAGUCUGCAAGAGAUGGAAGCGGAGACAAAAGGGAAGGGUGUUUUGAUGUUUGCUCAGCGUCGCAAACGGAUGGAUGAAAUUGUGUCAGAGCAUGAAGAACUGAGGAGUAAAGGAUUACCUGUGGAAGCAUCAGCAGAACCAGAACAUGCAGCUGUACAGAAUACUUAUGAAACUAAGGAAACAUAUUUGUAUACUGAUCAGGCCAACUACUUGGAUUCAGAUGUUAAGCAGCAUGUAGACUACCAAGAAAACAUUCAACAGAUGAAUCUUCUGUCUAACGUGCCAAAACCCUUGGUUCCAAACCGAACUGCAAAGCCCUUUGGGGUUCAAGUUAGUGCAACAGUUCCUGCCGUGCCUGCUGGUGUCGCUCCAGUGUCAAAGAAGCCUGAAACAAGAUUCAAAGUACCUGUACCUAUUAAUACUAGCCCGCAUGUCUGGUCCCCAACAGGAGACAUCAUAGCUUCAAGAGAUGAACGAAUAUCUGUGCCAGCAAUCAAGACUGGCAUCCUACCUGAGUCAAAAAGAAAAGGUAGCAAUAAACAGACACUGGAGCAAGAAGCAGAGCUCCAGUUCCUUCAAAACAAAGGGGACAGAAGGUCUUACAUUGAGUCAGAAGAAGACUGUUUCAGUCUGGGGGCUGAAGCUUGCAACUUUAUGCAGCCCAGAGCUGUAAAACUCAAGAAUCCUCCUCCAGUAGCUCCAAAACCUACAACCUGCCCAACUUGGAUGAGAAGGAGUCCCUCUGCUGAGCCCUAUAUUCCACCACGAAGUCCGGUUUCACAACCUUCUCACAGUCCCGCUGGGCCACAUAGUCAGCAUUACUUACAACCACAUGAUUGGGUUCAACCUCAACAGAUGGCCAACCGCUGGGCACAGGAUCAAACGCAGGCAACACUUCAAACACCUACCAAUGCAUGGGCACCCGUCAGCUCCCCUUCUCACCUUCAUCUUCAGCCUACCACAAAUAACUGGAGCCUUCAGCAGCCACAAUCUCCUGUGAGUAUGCAGGCCCGCAGUCCUACUUACAGCCCGCAUCACUCACCUUCCCCCUUGGUGAAUAAGCCAGAAAGUGCUCCACACUCAGUUGCCUCUUGCCCACCACAAGGAAAGGCAUACAUCCACGCAUCGAAACCAACACAGGCCAAAGGUGGUAGUAAGGCUGGUGAAGGUCAAUUGGCAGGAAAAGGUGCAGCAUUGUUUGCCAAAAGACAGUCCCGAAUGGAGAAGUAUGUGGUUGAUUCUGAAACAGUGCACGCCAACAGAGCAAGAUCCCCCUCCCCUACCUCAUCCCUCCCCAACUCCUGGAGGUAUUCUUCCAAUGUUCGUGCUCCGCCUCCAUUAUCAUACAAUCCCCUCCUUGCACCAUUCUACCCUCCAUCAGCUGCUAAACAACCCCCUUCCACAAGCCCCAAAAUCAAGCCCAAGACCAAACAGAAACCCAAAACACCCCCAAAGCACCUCGACAGCUUAGAUAUUAUGAAACAUCAGCCCUAUCAGUUGGACUCAUCACUCUUCAAGUAUGAGGAGUACACUGAGACAAAAAGUCCCAGCCCCAAACCACCCUCAAAGUUUGAGAUUACAAAAAACCUAAAGCAAAAAUCUGCAGCUUCUCACUCUUAUAGUAAUGUCUCUGAGCUUGAUUCUCAAAGAAAGUCAGAAGCCCCUGCUAAGUCUUCUGGAUCGGUAAGUUCCCCAAUUUCUUCUGCCCACCAAAACGCAAGAUCAGCUGAGCCUGUAGUGAAUGACAAGCACUUGGAUGUAAAGCUUACUGUCACUCCUGCUGCCCAUCACACGAAAAGCAAGCAAGCACCCAUUGCCCGCCCGACAAGCGCAUCCUCCCAGCAUUCAUCUACUGCUGACAGUAUAGCUGCAGCAUUUUCCCCUGCUUCUAUUAUUGCUAGAGGCGCACGUCAAAUGGCUCCUCGGCCAAAAUUUUCAGCUAAGAAGCCAGUAAUGACAGGCAAACAGUGGAAGCCUGUUGCUAUGACCCAUUAGUACUGAUGCUGUAUAUGGUCAUGUUUUGGUAUGAGUCAGCCUGGGAUGAUAGGUUACAACUAUUGUAACUUGUGAAGUGGUGGCAAUAAAUUUUGUCACUUUAAGAUUUAAGAUGUUAAAAA
Sphaeramia orbicularis (orbiculate cardinalfish) is the source of this 3248-nucleotide messenger RNA. It is a transcript of the gene synpo2b, whose product is annotated as synaptopodin 2b. Gene Ontology annotation, cellular component: Z disc; actin cytoskeleton; nucleus. NCBI's taxonomy places the organism in Eukaryota, Metazoa, Chordata, Actinopteri, Kurtiformes, Apogonidae. Gene Ontology annotation, molecular function: actin binding. Bases 163 to 3126 code for a protein of 987 amino acids. The transcript has 3 exons. Gene Ontology annotation, biological process: positive regulation of actin filament bundle assembly. The record is from RefSeq and is a predicted model, not a curated record.